Messenger RNA from Triticum dicoccoides, 2137 nucleotides. Its product is annotated as translation initiation factor eIF-2B subunit gamma-like. The coding region runs from base 147 to 1601 and encodes 484 amino acids. Gene Ontology annotation, biological process: cytoplasmic translational initiation; biosynthetic process. Lineage: Eukaryota; Viridiplantae; Streptophyta; Magnoliopsida; Poales; Poaceae. Gene Ontology annotation, molecular function: translation initiation factor activity; guanyl-nucleotide exchange factor activity. The record is from RefSeq and is a predicted model, not a curated record. Gene Ontology annotation, cellular component: eukaryotic translation initiation factor 2B complex; guanyl-nucleotide exchange factor complex. The transcript is spliced from 12 exons.
CAUCCACUGUUCAGAAAGCGAACCCGGAAGCUUCCCAUCCUUCCCAGUCCCACUACACUGCCGCCGGAAGGAGACGAACCACAAAACCCUGACCUGACCCUCCCCGUCGACCUCAUCCGCCGCCGCCGCCGCCGCCGGAGGAGGAGAUGGACUUCCAGGUCGUCGUCCUCGCCGGAGGCACCUCCGAGAAGCUCUCGCCCCUCGUCUCCAAGGACGUUCCCAAGGCCCUCCUCCCCGUCGCCAACCGCCCCGCGAUCUCCUACGUGCUCGAUCUCCUCGAGUCCAGCGACCUCAAGGACAUCAUCGUGGUUAGCAAGCGACCGAGCUCUUCUAUUUCUGCUCUGCCUCCGCUCCGUAGCUGGGCGCUACCAUUGGCUAAUGCGCCUGUGCGUUUGCUGCAGGUGGUGGAGGGGCAAGAGGCGGCCCGCCUCGUCGGCGCGUGGAUCUCUAGUGCUUACCUGGACCGCCUCGUCGUGGAGGUAGUUGCAGUUACUGAGGACAUUGGAACUGCUGGUGCAUUACGAGCUAUUUCAAAGAGACUGGUCGCAAAUGAUGUUUUGGUGAUUAGCGGCGACCUAGUAACUGAUGUACUUCCUGGGGCUGUUGCUGCUACCCAUAGAAGAAAUGGUGCAGCUGUUACUGCUUUACUAUGUUCUGUUCCUGUUAGUGGUCCUUCAGAUGCUGCUUCUUCGGGAGGGAAAGAUAAGGCUAAAAAACCAUGUCGACUGAACAUAGUUGGGCUAGACAUAACAAGACAAUUCUUGUUGCAUGUUGUAUCAGGAACUGAUGUUGAAAAGGAUGUUCGAGUUUAUAAGAGAAAAAUUCGAGCUGUAGGUCAGAUGGAAAUUCGAAGUGACCUGAUGGAUGCUCAUCUUUAUGCCUUUAAUAGGACAACAUUGCAGGAUGUACUGGAACAGAAAGAAACAUACCGUAGCAUCAGACUUGAAGUACUCCCAUAUUUAGUGAAGAGCCAGUUGAGGUCAGCUCCAUCAGGCGGUGAAGGAACAAUAGUUGAUGAAACUGGGAAUGUUGUAGUUCCGCCCAGCAGCAAUUUACAGUGCUUGUCACAACAUCGCGCAAUUGCACCAUCUGCUUUCAAGCAAGAUUUAUUACCAAGUUCAGGCGGCGGAACACAUAGGUGCUGUGUUUAUAUUGCUAGUAAAAACAAGUACUGUCACCGUUUGAACUCCAUUCAGGCGUACUGUGAUAUCAAUCGAGAUGUUAUAGGGGAAGCUAGUCACCUAUCUGGUUAUUCCUUCUCUUCACAUAAUAACAUCAUCCACCCAUCGUGUGUGCUUGGAUCGAAGACUACAGUCGGGCCACAGUGCAUGCUUGCUGAGGGUUCACAGUUAGGUGACAAAUGUGGUGUCAAGCGAUCUGUGAUUGGCCGUCAUUGUCGUAUCGGUUCGAAUGUGAAGAUUGUCAACUCUGUUGUCAUGAACCAUGUGGUUAUUGAAGAUGGCUGUCACAUCCAAGGUUCUGUUGUAUGUAAUAAUGUGCAACUUCAAGAGCGUGCCGUUCUGAAAGAUUGCCAGGUUGGAGCUGGUUAUACUGUGACUACUGGUAGUGAUCACAAGUCAGAAUCCCUGGCGAGAAAGUAGAGCACAUUUUGAUUGUUUUGCGGUGGACUUGAGCACAUGUGCGUAUCAGAUGCACCCCUAGGAGUAAAGAAAGGGGAUACAGUUCUGUUUUGAGAUUUCUUUUCUUGCAGUUUCUCGUUUGAGAUAUGAUAGCAGAAUUUUGGUUCCAGUAACAUUCUGAAAAUUUAUCGUGUUCUGAAUGUGAACUGCAGUUAGUGAGAUGGUUUCAUGGAGUGGCUCCUUUUUAUCUCGAGAUGGAUUCAUGGCACGUCUUGGAUCAAUGGCUUGCUUGGAUCAAUCAUUCUACCUGCUGUCAAAAAGUAAAGAAAAAGGGUAGUCAUGCAAUCUGUUUCGCCUACAUGUGGUUGCUGCCUUGAGCUGGUUUGCGAGUAAUGCUUCCCGCGCUAAAUGUUUGUUUUCCGAAUGGCCAAAACCGUGUUAAUUGAAACUACCCCCAAAGUAUAAGGAGUAGUAUUAAUGUGCACUUUCGGACAGGGAUCAAAUGACACAACAAUUAUAUGUCCCAUAUCUUAUGGAGGUGUUUUGGUUCGUGUUUU